Messenger RNA from Chaetomium fimeti, 312 nucleotides. RefSeq lists its product as uncharacterized. The record is from RefSeq and is a predicted model, not a curated record. Bases 1 to 312 code for a protein of 103 amino acids. NCBI's taxonomy places the organism in Eukaryota, Fungi, Ascomycota, Sordariomycetes, Sordariales, Chaetomiaceae. The transcript is spliced from 2 exons.
AUGGCGCGACAGGUCACUGAUGUCGCGGGUUACUGGCCCGAGACCAGAAUAUUUGGCGCCACGUGCCGAGACCACUUCUUGCAUCCGGCCCGGUUCAAGGGCCCGCGCACCAUCCUGCCGCACACGUCGGAGCAAUACGACGCUCAGAUCAACUUCCUCCUCGGGCCCGUGCCGGUGCCAAACGGCCUUGUCGAAUUCCAAUCCACGCGAUGCUGGAAAGUCGCUGGCGAUACAAUCCGCGGGCCUCUAUCACAGAAGUUGACUCGUCUGGAAUGGUCCGUGGGCGCUGUCAGCGUAGACGGGGUGGGCUGA